AUAAAAUAGAGAGAGACAGAGGGGCAUAGGAGCACACAAAAGGAGCAUCGAGUAGGUUUCCUACUCCCUUCUCAUCGUUGGCAAGAUGAGUGCCAUGAAAUUUUGCCGUGAAUGCAAUAACAUUCUGUACCCUAAGGAAGACAGAGACCAGAAAGUUCUUCUCUUCGCUUGCCGCAACUGCGACCAUCAGGAGGUUGCUGAUAACUUCUGUGUGUAUAGGAAUGAGAUACAUCACUCUGUUGGAGAGCGCACUCAGGUGUUGCAGGAUGUAGCUGCAGAUCCAACGCUUCCUCGAACCAAGUCUGUUCGCUGCAGUCAAUGCAAUCAUGGUGAAGCUGUCUUUUUCCAGGCAACUGCCAGAGGGGAAGAAGGAAUGACACUUUUUUUCGUUUGCUGCAACCCAAACUGUGGACACAGAUGGAGAGACUGAAAUUUGUGCUUCCUCAGAUCAAAGGUUCAAUAUUGGGGAGAUCUAACUAUUUGUGGUUAUCUGAAAAAACUUGGCUGAUGCGGGGACAGUAAUACUGAAGUAUUUGUGUUACCUGUUUAACUGCAGUUCCUGAUCAAAUAAUUAAUACAGUUAAUGGACAAACUGUUGUUUGCCAAUGCUGAUAAAUUCUGAGGAUGGGCAUAAAUUUCAUGGUUUGUUAAAAGGAAAAAGGAUGAGUGACACUGCUUUUAUGGAUGGGCCUAACUUUCUUGGUGGGGAGUUAGGAAUCAAAAUGACUUUUUUUUUUUGUUAUAUGCUAUAUUAUUUGAUGAAAAAUUCUUAUUAAAAGUUCAUUUGGACUCUC
This is a messenger RNA of Glycine soja, 794 nucleotides long. Its product is annotated as DNA-directed RNA polymerases II, IV and V subunit 9A. NCBI's taxonomy places the organism in Eukaryota, Viridiplantae, Streptophyta, Magnoliopsida, Fabales, Fabaceae. Bases 86 to 430 code for a protein of 114 amino acids. Gene Ontology annotation, biological process: maintenance of transcriptional fidelity during transcription elongation by RNA polymerase II; transcription-coupled nucleotide-excision repair; DNA-templated transcription. The transcript is spliced from 4 exons. Gene Ontology annotation, cellular component: RNA polymerase II, core complex. The record is from RefSeq and is a predicted model, not a curated record. Gene Ontology annotation, molecular function: zinc ion binding; DNA-directed RNA polymerase activity; nucleic acid binding.